AUGGGACUGUGUUCUCAUAAUGGAUUGUUAGUGAUGUUGCUGUUUCAUCUUUGCCAGGCACAAGAUGAUGCUCUCCCCUCCCCUGACCCAGAGCCAGCCCCGCCAAGCCUGGGUGAUGUGAUUGAUGCAAUGAAGGCAGCCUUUGAGCAGGCAGUACAGAUCUCGACAACCGGCACUGUACGCGAGGCCUUGGAGCAGGUCGUAGGUGAACUCUCGCCACAGAAGACUCCAGAAGAGCAGUCACCAGUGGUUGAGACCGCAGUUGAUUAUACAACAGAAGUAGCAGCUAAAGAGGAGGCAGUGGUGCUCACUGCAGGAGAACCAGAUGCUCAUUUGUUAGAAUCAAGUGAACAGACAUUUGAGGAACCAGCUCAAGAAGGUCUGACUCAAGAUAUUGAGCCUGCAGAGGAGAUUCAAGGACUGAUACCGCAGGACGAGUCAUCAAUUUCAGAGCCAGAUGAGAAAUCAGUUAUAAAACCAGGAGGGUUGGUCCUUGAGGCAGUAAAUUCAGUUCAGGAACCAGUAGAAUCGGUUUUGCAAGACCUUGAGAUUGUUGAAGUGGGUGAAGCAAUGACUGAGGAAAGCCAUGCAGAUGAAUCACCUGUCCAGAUUUAUCCUGAUACACAAAAAGAAAAACAAUCAGAAAGAGUAGCUGCAGAAAUGCAAGUGGUUGAAGAUGAAGAUGUGGAAGAGCCAGAACAGGGAUUAAUUGAGAAGGAGACUCAGUUGUCUGAGAUGGAAGAGAAAACUGCAAAGGGGGAAAUAGAGAAAGUAGAGGUGAUGAUAAGUAGGGGACAAGUUAAACUACAAGGACAACAAGAAAAAGAAUCUGUGGAAAGGCAAGAUACAGAAUGGGAUAAAGAAUCAGAGCAUAGUCAAGAGGAAUGGCAGGCGGUAACAGCACAGAUGGGUCCAGAUGGUGGUGUGGUUGAUAUGGUUGAAGUAGAACAGGAAGUAGCGAAGACUGAAGAAGGUGUGAUUGAAGUUGAAGCAAGGAGAGAGGAGGUAGAGGCUGGAUCUGAAGCACAGCUCAAGAAGGUUUCAAGAGAGGAGGAGGUUCAUCCAACCGACAAAACAGAACUGGAGAAAACUCAACAGGAACCAGAGGUCACCGUGGAUACUCGGGGACCAAUUAAGUUGCAGGAGCCUGUUAUCACGAAGUCAAAAGCAACAGGCGGUAAAACACAUGAGGCCAGCGAUGUAAAUGAGAUUAUCAGCUCCAGAGACCCGAACAAGAACAACCAGGGUGUACCAGUGUUGAUGAACACUGUUGAGGAGCUCCCACCAACACCAGUUCUCAAACUGAGGCUUGGAGAUACUGAUGCACCAGUGGAGGAACAUGCUGACUCUACACAGUCCAAAGCCAUAGGGCAGGAAGCAUGGAAGAUAGGAGCCAUAGCAGCAGCUUUCUUUCUCAUUCUGCAAACUGCUGUCACCAUUGUCUACAUUCUGAAGUGCAGGAGAAAGCCAAAUAGUGUGGCCUCAAAGAACCUGUGUGCUGGAGGAAACGGAGGCAUAGAAUGUGAUGCAAACAACACAGAUACCACCAUUCCAAUCGAUGAACAAACUGCUGUAGACGACCUUCCAGAGUACUCAGAGGUCCAGCAAGAGGAUGUUGCUAUGACAACUAUCCCACUGGAUUCCACAGAGAAGAAUUCGUCCUAUGACCCCAGAACCUCUGUGGUUUAG
Messenger RNA from Sinocyclocheilus grahami, 1689 nucleotides. Its product is annotated as probable serine/threonine-protein kinase kinX. The transcript is spliced from 7 exons. NCBI's taxonomy places the organism in Eukaryota, Metazoa, Chordata, Actinopteri, Cypriniformes, Cyprinidae. Bases 1 to 1689 code for a protein of 562 amino acids. The record is from RefSeq and is a predicted model, not a curated record.